Molecule: messenger RNA, 2184 nt
Organism: Megalops cyprinoides (Indo-Pacific tarpon)
Lineage: Eukaryota; Metazoa; Chordata; Actinopteri; Elopiformes; Megalopidae
Gene: ergic3
Product: ERGIC and golgi 3
Exons: 14
Coding region: 31-1197 (388 amino acids)
Biological process (GO): endoplasmic reticulum to Golgi vesicle-mediated transport; retrograde vesicle-mediated transport, Golgi to endoplasmic reticulum
Cellular component (GO): Golgi membrane; endoplasmic reticulum; COPII-coated ER to Golgi transport vesicle
Source: RefSeq, a predicted model, not a curated record
CUCUCGCAAGCAGUGUGAGACCGAGGAAAGAUGGAGGCAUUGAAUAAACUAAAACAGUUUGACGCCUAUCCUAAAACUCUAGAGGAUUUUAGAAUUAAGACAUGUGGCGGAGCCACGGUAACUAUCAUUAGCGGCCUGAUCAUGUUGAUCCUGUUUUUCUCAGAGUUGCAGUAUUAUCUCACUAAGGAGGUCCAUCCAGAGUUGUACGUGGAUACGUCACGUGGUGAUAAGCUGAAAAUCAACAUUGAUGUCAUAUUCCCUCAUAUGCCAUGUGCAUACCUCAGUAUCGAUGCCAUGGAUGUGGCCGGAGAGCAGCAGUUAGAUGUCGAACACAACCUAUUCAAACAAAGACUGGAUAAGGAAGGCAAACCUGUCACGUCUGAGGCGGAGAAGCAUGAACUGGGGAAUGAUGAGGGAGAGGUCUUUGAUCCCAGCAAGCUGGACCCUGACCGCUGUGAGAGCUGUUACGGAGCUGAGACCGAAGACCUAAAGUGCUGUAACUCCUGUGAUGAUGUGCGGGAGGCAUACCGGCGGAGGGGCUGGGCGUUUAAGAACCCAGACACCAUCGAGCAGUGCAAAAGAGAGGGCUUCAGCCAAAAGAUGCAGGAGCAGAAGAAUGAGGGUUGUCAGGUGUAUGGCUUCUUGGAGGUCAACAAGGUGGCAGGAAAUUUCCAUUUUGCCCCCGGCAAGAGUUUCCAGCAGUCCCAUGUUCAUGUGCACGCUGUGGAAAUUCAUGAUCUACAGAGUUUUGGCCUAGACAAUAUCAACAUGACUCACUACAUCAAACACCUCUCCUUUGGGAAGGACUACCCAGGCAUUGUCAAUCCCUUGGAUGGAACAGACGUUGCUGCCCCACAAGCGUCCAUGAUGUACCAGUAUUUUGUGAAGAUAGUACCAACAAUCUACGUCAAGGGAGAUGGAGAGGUGGUGAAAACAAAUCAGUUCUCUGUGACUCGACAUGAGAAGGUGGCCAAUGGAUUGAUUGGGGACCAGGGCUUGCCGGGGGUGUUUGUGCUGUAUGAACUCUCCCCCAUGAUGGUCAAGUUCACAGAGAAACAGAGGUCCUUCACCCAUUUUCUGACAGGAGUGUGUGCCAUCAUUGGUGGAGUAUUCACAGUGGCUGGGCUAAUUGACUCUUUGAUAUACCAUUCGGCACGGGCCAUCCAGAAGAAAAUUGAACUGGGGAAGGCAUCUUAGUUGGAACAGCCUUCAGUUGUCGCUGCAGCUGUGAACUAAGUACCUCAGCCUUCAGCCAGCUCCACCUGUGAGGGAAGAAGCUAGAUGAGCAGACAGACUGACAGAUUCACAGCUUCCUCAUGUGCAGACAAAACAAAAACCCAACAACACCACCUCCCUCAAUCCCAAAGGCACUGUCUCUGUGCCUCUCUGUCGCCCCCUGCCAGCAGAGUAGCAGACUGCUGAGACCAGACUUUCGGAACAACAAUGGAUCUUAGUUUUUUGUGGGGGUCAAUGGGUGUCGUUUGAAUAGAUAUUUGUGGGUCAGUGGGUUUACAAGAGCAAAUCAUUGCAAUAUCCUGUAUUUCCCUCCGCUACCAAAUGCUGUAUUUUUGGAGCCCUUUUUUCCAGACAUUUUGUCAUGGUGCCAUAUUUUUCUUGCUUUUACUUCUAAAGAAUUUAAAAAGGUUCUUUUCAGAUUUGGUCUUUGACAGAAGUACCCCUCAAUAUAUAUACAUUUUUGCCACAUCAGUGUCUCAAAAUUAAGGAUUGCCUUGAAAUAUGAGGUGGGUGAAUAUUACCAAGGGUGGAUUGUGUAAUAAUAGGAAGCUCGAUGUUGGGGUUAUUUGGGAGGGGUGUUUAUGUGGAGAGACUUAGGCCUAUGUCCAAUUAAACUGUAAAGCACUUUGUCCAUAAUUCUGAGUAGCAAAAUUAAGAAGGUGUUACUUUUUUAUCUACAAGUUUUUCAUUAAUUUUAGUGACUACAGAAGUCAGUGUCAUGUAAAUGAAAGCAAAGUAAGGCUAUUUUAAUAUCAUUACUCAAAGUUCAGGACAGACUGAAUUGCAGUUGGAUUGAAUCUGGGCUUUAAUAGCAGAAACCAGGUGUUGCUAUAGGUUCUGUUUGUUUUUUUUGUUGUGAUUGCACCUUAAUGAGCCAGUUCAGGAGCAGAGCUUGUGUGUGUUGUCUGGUGCUGUGGACAGCCCAGGUCAGGGCUGUACACAGGUGUG